CCACCGUGGCGAGCGAGGCUCCGCCCGGCUCCCGCGGCCCGCAGCCGGCCGGCACCCACCCCGCGGCGGGCUCCCGCUCGCCCGGACUAUGAGGAGCGGGAGCGGGCGGGGGGUGGCGGCAGCGGCAGAGGCCCCGGUGCGGCGGGAGCGGGAGCGGGGGCGCCGCCGCCGCCGGCCGGGUCAUGCCCGUGCGCCCGGGGCGGCGGGGCUGCGGGCUGCGGCGGGAUGGGCGCGCUCCGGGCCGGCACCCUCGCCUUCCUCCUCCUCCUCCUCCUCGGCUGCCUCCUGCCGCGGCGCGGCCCCCUCAGGCUGGUCUCAGCGCGGGAGGAGAUUAAAGCUGCUACCCGAAGCUUGCCCCAGCCCAUGUCACCCUCUGAUUUCCUGGACAAGCUUAUGGGACGAACGUCAAGGUCCGCCUGUCAACGUGACAUGCAACAUCUUCAUCAACAGCUUCGGCUCCAUCACCGAGACCACCAUGGACUACCGGGUGAAUGUCUUCCUGCGGCAGCAGUGGAAUGAUCCCCGCCUGUCUUACCGUGAGUACCCUGACGACUCCCUCGACCUCGACCCCUCCAUGCUCGACUCCAUCUGGAAGCCAGACUUGUUCUUUGCCAACGAGAAAGGGGCCAAUUUCCACGAGGUCACCACUGACAACAAGCUGCUGCGCAUCUUCAAGAACGGGAAUGUGCUCUACAGCAUUAGGCUGACGCUGAUCCUGUCCUGUCCCAUGGACCUCAAGAACUUCCCCAUGGACAUCCAGACAUGCACCAUGCAGCUGGAGAGCUUUGGCUACACCAUGAACGACCUCAUCUUCAAGUGGCUGGAGGAACAGGAGGCCGUGCAGGUGGCAGAGGGCUUGACGCUCCCACAGUUCAUCCUCAGGGAUGAGAAGGACCUGGGCUAUUGCACCAAGUACUACAACACAGGCAAGUUCACCUGCAUCGAGGUGAAGUUCCACCUGGAAAGGCAGAUGGGUUACUACCUGAUCCAGAUGUACAUCCCCAGCCUGCUCAUCGUCAUCCUCUCCUGGGUCUCCUUCUGGAUCAACAUGGAUGCAGCACCGGCCCGGGUGGGCUUGGGCAUCACCACCGUGCUCACCAUGACCACGCAGAGCGCUGGCUCCCGUGCCUCCCUGCCCAAGGUCUCCUAUGUGAAAGCCAUCGACAUCUGGAUGGCCGUUUGCCUGGUCUUUGUCUUUGCUGCCUUGUUGGAGUACGCAGCCGUCAACUUUGUCUCCCGCCAGCACAAGGAAUUCAUGCGUCUGCGCCGGCGCCAGCGGCGGCAGAGGAUGGGCCUGAGCAGCGGGACAGCCAGCCUGGAGUCCCUGCGGCAGCUGAGCAGCCGGCAUGGCGGCGAGCACACCUACGCGACGCUCUUGCAGCACUCCAGCUCCCGGGAAGAAGAGCUCGUCCGCGAGAGCCGCUUCUACUUGCGAGGCUACGGGCUCGGUCACUGCCUGCAGCCGAAGGACAGGGCUGGGGAAGGUCCAGGCAUCUACAGCCCCCCCCCCACCAGCAUGCUGCUGCGGGAAGGGGAGAGCCUCCGCAGGCGCUACAUCGACCAGGCCAAGCGCAUUGACACCAUCUCCCGAGCUGUCUUCCCCUUUACCUUCCUGGUCUUCAAUAUCUUCUACUGGGUCAUCUACAAAGUGCUGCGCUCGGAGGACAUCCACUCGGUGCCCUGAGGCCCAGAAAAGCGUGACUGCCUCUUGGUCUGACCCCAGCCCUGUGCACCUGGGCGCCACGAGUUCAGCCAGAACCAUGUUUCCCUCUGUCCCAGAACAGUAGCACAGCCGGGCUGCGCCUUGGAGCCUGGACAUGUGGCAGCCCCCGUAUCCCUUUGGAUGCCGAGGCACCAAGCAGGAGAGAUCAGCAACCCCAGGUCCCCACAGUCAGCUGGAGAGAGAAACCCUGCCUACCUCCUGUAUGGUGUCACCUCUGGGUACCCAGGGAUGUGGUGCUGCUGGGGGGCCCAGGUACCUGGGGCUGCUGCACUGCUAUGACACAGGAGAGCUCUCAGUACUUUGGGUUGGUGGCCAGGGAACACCACCUUCCAGCCAAACACCCUCCACCUCUCCGCACCUUCCAUGUCAGGCUGCUGCUUCUGCAGGCUGCAUCACUGAGCUGUGGCUCAUGAGCAGCCAGGUGAGAGGUUGCAGUCCUCUCUUCCCCUGCCCUGGCGCUUGGUUGCAGGAAACAGCAGGCAGCACCCCCUACCUGCACCCAGACUGUGUGAGGUGCUGGCUAUUGCCCCAUAGCCCCCGGCCCGUCAAUGGACAGGGCCCCUCCAGCCCCCAGCUAGCUCCAACACACAGCAAAGCAGCAGGUCAGUGAUGCUUCCUUCCCUGCAAAGCCCAGAGCUGCCCGUGAUGCCCACGGCCACAGGCAGGACUGUGGCAGGGACACUGUGCAGGAUGCUGUUUCCUCCAAGGAAAUGCCAGCCCUCGGGCAGGCAGGAGGCAAGCUCAAUCCCACUGACAGUGAAGGGGUACAGAUGGCCAUUGCAGCCACAGAUGGGAGGCACCUGGCACCAGGGAGCCAGUGCUGCACUAUCUGCAGGGUAGGGCCCACAGCCUGUCCUCCAAGGGAGAUUUUUCAGAAUGAAAGUAGUGGGGGCAGCUUGGCCGAUCCCUUUGGAGGAAUAGAGUGAGUGACAGUGUCCCCACACUGCUGUGUUCCCACAGCACCACAGUGCUGGCAAAGAGUCAGAGGUGAAAACUGCCUGGUUCCCCAGCUCUCUCCCCACCCAGGCACUCAGGCAUGGCGUCUCCUGGGCAGGUUCAACCCUGCUGCUCCUCCACCGGAGAGGAGAGCAUCCGAAACCUCGACAGGACAAGCUCAGCAAGGCUUCCAGUCCUCCAGAUCUGGAUAUCCUCCGUGCUUAGCAGGAAAUAAAAGCAGUAGGUGAUGUUUAUGUAGGUCCUACAGAAAGAAACGUGUUAAUGCUCUCCUUUCCCCUGCUCACAGCCGGCCCGGGGAGGGGGGUUGCAGCCCGGUGGGGUCUGUUCUCCCAUGGCCCUUGGGUGCAGGAGAAGGCCCAGCGUCUUCCAGGCAGGGCAGGAUGGAAACGGGAUUCAACCCUUUCCUUGGAGGCUGCGGUGCCACCAUGGCAUGUCAAAGGCCCUGGUGACCCACCUGUCAUGUCAAAAAGGACCCUGCAGGGCAGGGGGAUGUGGGCAGGAGGACAGCACUGCCUGCUGAAGCCUGACCCAGGCAUAAGCCCCCGCCAUGGUCCCUGGCCCCACUCCUUGGGCAGGCAUCACUCUCUGCCCCACAUGACUCACCGGGAACAAAGCCCUGCACCCCCUGCCCCCUGCCCAGCCCCCCGAGCCUUGCCGAGCGCUCAGCCGCGCACACACAUUUCACAGAUGGGGCAAGCAGAGAACCAGCCCCAGGCCAUGUCCAGGUCCCACAAGGAUGUGCCAAGCCAGCUCCAUCCCACCACCAGUGCUAUACAUGCAUUCCCCACUAUGGGGGACCCCACAGGGUCCCACUGUGUGUUCAGGCCAGGCUUUUGAGGCUUGGUUUUGGGGACCCCAUUUGGAGGAGGAUGAUGGGUGCACCUUGUCUGCUUGUGUCACCUGGCAUAUGGCCCCCCAAGGCAGUGCCGAACGGGGAGGUGCCAGUGCCCAGGCACUGGGCAGCCAAGCUACCCUCUAGCAGUUGUGGGUUUUUUAACAGCAUGACUCUUCCUACGCAAAUAAAGAUUUUUUGGGAUUUUCA
Phalacrocorax carbo (great cormorant) is the source of this 3722-nucleotide messenger RNA. NCBI's taxonomy places the organism in Eukaryota, Metazoa, Chordata, Aves, Suliformes, Phalacrocoracidae. The record is from RefSeq and is a predicted model, not a curated record.